AUGAACGGGCACUAUGGGCAGUCACCCUAUGGCUACGCCGGUCACGAGGACCCGGAAGAGAUGGUGGAAUUGAAUGCCGCUUCUCCUGGAUAUCGUAACCUCAGCCACAAUAACAGCAGCAGCACCUUCGACUUCCAAUUCAACGAUGCUUCUUCUCCGAGUGUCGCUUCUCCGCGGCCGGUGAUGCCGUUCCGUCUCGGUCAUAUGGCGCGUGAUGACCUUGGCUCUCCAUAUAACUCUCCUCAACCGGGCUGGUUGCAACCGACGCCUCGCUCUUCAGUUGGACCUGAUUCAUUUUCAUAUGGUGCGACACCGUAUGAUUCCCGGUCGGCUUCCCCGACUCUGGUCGGUCAAAGCCGCCAAUCUCUCACAAACCUCGUGGAUUCACCUCCUUCUCCGGGUCUCGCCAAGGAGUGGGUCAAAUCGGGAUCGGUCGCUCGCAUCAAUGAUCGCGACGAUGCCGAGAUCUGGAAGGGCUGGAAGCGCUAUGUCUUUGCCUUGACUCCAUUCCUCACCUUUGCCAACACCGCUGUAUACUUGUUCUACCUGGGUCUGCGAAUCUAUUGUAUUAUCUCGGCGCAGAAUCUCGCUGGUGUCAGCUAUGCCGGUGCUUGGGUCUUCGUCGCAAUCGAGGUCACUGUUGCGAUUCCGUCUCUUUUGCAUAACUGCUGGACUAUGAUGGCGCUUAAGAAGCGUGGCAGGCCCAGGCUGCGUUUGACCGGAAAUGACUGCCCUACUGUUGAUGUCUUUAUCACUUGCUGCGGUGAGGACGACGAUCUUGUUCUCGAUACCGCCCGUGGUGCACUCGACCAGGACUACCCGGUGGACCGUUUCCGUGUCAUUAUUCUCGAUGAUGGCAAGUCGGCUACUUUGGAAGAGUCGGUCCACCAGAUGUCUGUCAACCAUCCCAAUUUCUUCUACAUGGCACGUGAGAAGAUUCCCGGCAAACCCCACCACUUCAAAGCAGGUAACCUCAACUACGGUCUCGACGCGGUGCACUCUCUGCCCGGUGGUGCCGGCCAGUUCAUGGCUGCCCUGGACGCCGAUAUGAUCCCCGAGCAAGAAUGGCUGCGUGCGAUUGUUCCCCACCUCUUAGUGGACCCCAAGAUGGCCCUUGCAUGCCCUCCGCAACUGUUCUACAACACCCCUGAUUCCGAUCCUCUGGCACAGAGUCUGGACUUCUUCGUGCAUGUGAUCGAGCCUAUCAAGGAUGCUAUGCAUGUGGCUUGGUGUACCGGUUCCGGUUAUGUCGUCCGCCGCGAGGCUCUUGAUGACAUUGGCAACUUCCCGCUUGGUUCUCUUGCUGAGGAUGUUGCGACUUCGACUCUGAUGCUCGGAAAGGGCUGGAAGACGGCCUACAUUCACGAGCCUUUACAGUUUGGUACUGUCCCUGACGAUUUCGGCAGUCACUUGAAGCAGCGUACCCGUUGGGCCAUCGGUACCGUGGAUACUGCAUUCAAGCUCAAGUUCUGUCUUUGGGGAGAUGCCGUUCGCAAGAUGACCAUCGCGCAGCGCUUCUCUGGUUUCUUGUACGCGACCCUCAGCCUUUACACCUUGCUUCUCACGGCUUCCAUGUUCGCCAUCCCCAUUAUUCUCCUCUGGGGUAAGCAGCUCGUGGCCUACGCAACUACGCAACAGCUUCACUGGCUGAUCUGGGCCUGUUUCGCAACUACCAUCGUCAACCGUCUCUGUGAAUUUGCUCUUUUCAUCCCAGCCGGCUAUCACACCGGCCAGCGUGGCUCCCGCUACCAGCUCUGGAUGUCGCCUUAUAUUGCGCUCUGCAUCGUUCGCUCAUUCAUGCUCCCCCGCUGGCUUGGCGGUCAAACCCAAGCCUUCAAACCCACCGGCUCCCUCGGCUCCGCCCUGAAUGAGCGUGACCCGAAGCUGCGCAAGAACAUCUUCGUUCGCUUGCGCGUCAUCCUGUUCAACUACAUGGCCUUCUUCCACCUGGCCUUCGUCUACGUGACCCUAGUCGCUGUGGUGAUUUCGACUUACCGCUGCUUCGCGAUACAGUCCAGCUUCAAAGGCAUCGUCGUCUGCCUGAUCACCCACGCCUUCUGGCCCCCCCUCACCUUCCUCUUCCUCUGCACCUCGCUGUGGACCCCCGUCUCCUACGCCAUCGAUCCUCCUUCGGUCCCCGACCGUGAGGACCUGCUGAAGCGGGAUCCCAAGACCGCUGUCGCGCACCCAACCAAGAAAAGCAAGAAGAUUGCCUUUGGUGGACAGGCGGCUUGGUUCGAGUUGGAGUACACGGUCGCCACUGCGGCCACGAUUUUGAUCUUUGUUUACUCUUUCUUCUUCUAA
This is a messenger RNA of Penicillium atrosanguineum, 2304 nucleotides long. RefSeq names its product glycosyltransferase family 2 protein. The record is from RefSeq and is a predicted model, not a curated record. Lineage: Eukaryota; Fungi; Ascomycota; Eurotiomycetes; Eurotiales; Aspergillaceae. Bases 1 to 2304 code for a protein of 767 amino acids. The transcript has 3 exons.